This is a messenger RNA of Coturnix japonica (Japanese quail), 2960 nucleotides long. It is a transcript of the gene MED17, whose product is annotated as mediator complex subunit 17. Lineage: Eukaryota; Metazoa; Chordata; Aves; Galliformes; Phasianidae. Gene Ontology annotation, molecular function: transcription coregulator activity. Gene Ontology annotation, biological process: regulation of transcription by RNA polymerase II. Gene Ontology annotation, cellular component: core mediator complex; mediator complex. The record is from RefSeq and is a predicted model, not a curated record.
GGCAUGGCCAGCAGCGCUGUGGAUCAGGGCUGGGGUUGAGCUCAAGGCCGCGGCCGGGGCGUUCCCGUGGCAGCCGGAAACAGCCGAUCGCGCUCGGCCCGCGGCUCCGCCCGGCACCCGUAGGAGGCGAGGAGGGCGAGCCAAGAUGGCGGGUGUGCCGGCCGUGCGUAUCAGCAUCGAGUCGGCGUGUGAGAAACAAGUGCAGGAGGUGGGGCUGGAUGGCAGCGAGACCUACCUGCAGCCCCUCUCCAUGUCACAGAACCUGGCCCGCCUGGCGCAGCGCAUCGACUUCAGCCAGGGCUCCGGCUCUGAGGAGGACGAGCCGGGCUCGGCGGGCCGCGCCUGGGCCGAGCAGAACGAGGCGGAGGAUGAGGAAGGGUUGGUGAAGUUUCAGCCGUCCCUCUGGCCUUGGGACUCUGUGAGAAACAACUUAAGAAGUGCCCUGACUGAAAUGUGUGUGCUGUACGAUGUCCUCAGCAUCGUUAAGGAUAAGAAGUUCAUGACCCUGGAUCCAGUGGUGCAGGACCCUCCUCCUCCCAAGCAGAAUCCUCAGUUUCUACAGUUGAUUUCAAAGAAGAAGUCAUUAGCAGGUGCAGCUCAGAUCCUGCUAAAAGGAGCGGAAAGGUUAUCCAAAUCAGUGGCAGAAAACCAGGAAAAUAAGCGACAAAGAGAUUUCAACUCAGAACUACUAAGACUGAGACAACACUGGAAGCUGAGAAAAGUGGGCGACAAAAUUCUUGGUGAUCUGAGCUACAGAAGUGCAGGUUCCCUUUUCCUUCAUCAUGGCACAUUCGAGGUGAUCAAAAACACUGACAUUGACCUGGAUAAAAAGAUACCUGAGGAUUACUGUCCUUUGGAUGUUCAAAUCCCUAGUGAUUUAGAGGGAUCAGCCUACAUAAAGGUUUCUAUUCAGAAACAAGCUCCAGACAUUGGUGACCUUGGGACAGUCAAUCUCUUCAAAAGACCCAUGCCAAAAUCAAAACCAGGUACUCCGCACUGGCAAACAAAACUGGAGACUGCACAGAAUGUUCUCCUGUGUAAAGAAAUCUUUGCCCAGCUGUCACGAGAAGCUGUUCAAAUUAAAUCACAAAUUCCUCACAUUGUUGUGAAAAAUCAGAUCAUCUCUCAGCCUUUCCCAGGCUUGCAGUUGUCUAUUUCUCUGUGUCACUCUUCCAAUGACAAAAAGUCACAGAAGUCCACUUCGGAAAAACAGAAUCCCGAGGAUCAUCUCUAUGUUCUGGAACAUAAUUUGCAUCAACUUAUCAGAGAGUGUCACAAGCAAACUUUGAGCUCCACGGUGAUGCCACAUCCAGCAAGUGCCCCUUUUGGCCACAAGAGAAUGAGACUAGCAGGACCACAGGCUUUUGAUAAAAAUGAAAUCACUGCCUUGCAGACAAAUGAAGGGCUUCUGGAAAAGAUCAUAAAACAGGCAAAACACAUCUUUCUGAGGCGCAGAACUGCUCGAACCAUUGACAGUCUGGCUAGUCGUAUUGAAGAUCCUCAGAUUCAGGCCCACUGGUCAAAUAUAAAUGAUGUUUAUGAAUCCAGUGUUAAAGUUCUAAUAACUUCUCAAGGAUAUGAACAGAUAUGCAAAUCCAUUCAACUACAACUCAAUAUCGGAGUUGAGCAAAUCAGAGUAGUGCACAGAGAUGGAAGAGUUAUUACACUGUCUCAUCAAGAGCAAGAACUGCAGGAUUUCCUUUUAUCUCAGAUGUCGCAGCACCAAGUACAUGCAGUUCAGCAGCUUGCAAAAGUGAUGGGAUGGCACGUGCUGAGCUUCAGUAAUCACGUUGGCCUGGGGCCAGUGGAGAGUAUUGGCAAUGCAUCUGCAAUAACCGUAGCGUCACCAAAUGGAGACUAUGCCAUUUCAGUACGUAACGGUCCUGAAAGUGGCAGCAAAGUUAUGGUUCAGUUUCCACGAAGUCAGUGCAAAGAUCUCCCCAAAGGCGACGUACUGCAGGACAACAAAUGGAACCACCUUCGAGGGCCCUUCAAGGAAGUCCAGUGGAAUAAAAUGGAAGGGCGCAACUUCGUGUAUAAAAUGGAGCUGCUCAUGGCAGCCUUAACUCCAUGCUGAUAAGCUCUCAGUCUCUUCGUGGGGGCUUUGAGUCAUUGCUGUGCUGCCUGUGCAACAAAAGAUAAUGUAGCCUGUGGGGCUAUACAAGAAAACAAAACCAAAUGUAUUUCCUGUACAGAUGCAUCUGUUGUAGGGUUUAUAAUAAAGCAUUAUCAAUGAUGGGUAGAAUACAGCUUCUUCAGAAAGCUCCUUCCAGCUGUACCUUUGCAGGCUGCUCUACCUGGAUCAACAUACCUGAGAGACUAAUGUGGUUUUUGUUUAUUAAAUGGAGUUAAGGAACCCUUUGCUGUAUGAAAGGAGCCUGCUCAAAAUGACACCUUUUCCUUUACAGCCUCUGCUUUUGCUGAAUAGAUUUUUACAGUUACGUUGCUUGCAAUUUCUGGAUGUAGAGGAAAUGAACUUUACCUAUGUAUAAAAUUCUCCUGCCAGUUUGAAUUUUUGUGUAACUUUUGUGUGUGUAAAUUCAUGUCCAGAAAGAACAGACUGGGAACAGAGGAGCAGGUAACCCAUGCAAGAAACCUUGGAUCUCCAUAGUCAUCCUGUUCUUUUUAUUUCUGCCCUGGCAUUCACUGCCAUUCAGAAGAACGAUGGUAUUCUCAUAGAGGUCAGCUCUGUUGAGAUCUUAAAGAGGUAAUUUUUCUUUCUUUCUUUCUUUCUUUCUUUCUCUUCCUUUGCUGUAAUUAUAGCUGCCUUGAUGUUUCUACUGAAGUUUUGCCCACUUUUGUUUUGUCAUUAAUGGCUAAAGGUCUUUUUGAAACUGCCCUGUGUAAGCUGGUUAAGACUUUCAUCCAUACUGUGUUACAAGGUGUGUAUAUACAUACAUAUAUAGAAGAGAACUUUUUGCACAUAGAACAUGCUUGAAUUAAACCAUCGUAUUUCUGUA